Molecule: messenger RNA, 846 nt
Organism: Saccharomycodes ludwigii
Lineage: Eukaryota; Fungi; Ascomycota; Saccharomycetes; Saccharomycodales; Saccharomycodaceae
Gene: PPA2
Product: inorganic diphosphatase PPA2
Exons: 1
Coding region: 1-846 (281 amino acids)
Biological process (GO): phosphate-containing compound metabolic process
Cellular component (GO): nucleus; cytoplasm
Molecular function (GO): inorganic diphosphate phosphatase activity; magnesium ion binding
Source: RefSeq, a predicted model, not a curated record
AUGAAUCGUUUUAUCCAGCAAGGUGCUAAAUUUACCUCAAAUUUUAAACAAUAUCUAAAGUUACCGAACCAUAAUGCAGGUUCGUACUUUCAUGAUAUACAAUUAAGAAAUUUUGAGAAUAUUUCCAACAAAAAUAUUGUAAAUAUGGUUGUUGAAGUUCCACGUUGGAGCAACGCUAAAUUUGAAAUUAGUAAAAGCAUCCCAUUAAAUCCUAUUGUUCAAGAUACAAAAAAGGGCAAAUUAAGAUUUGUAAAUAAUAUAUUCCCAUACCAUGGUUACAUCCAUAAUUAUGGGGCCAUUCCACAAACAUGGGAAGAUCCUACUCUAGCAAUUGCAUCCAUGGACAAUUUAAAGGGUGACAAUGAUCCAUUAGACAUAUGUGAAAUUGGUAAUACCGGCAUAUUAAGUACGGGUGACAUUGUCCAAGUUAAGGUAUUGGGUAGUUUGGCCCUUAUUGAUGAUGGUGAAUUAGAUUGGAAAAUCAUUGGUAUUAAUAUUAAAGAUCCAUUAGCAAAUGUGGUUAAUGAUUUAAAUGAUGUUGCGGAAAACUUUCCAGGAUUAUUAGCCGCAACAAAAACGUGGUUUAGAGAUUAUAAGAUUCCAAGUGGUAAACCUAAAAAUAAAUUUUUUGGGGAUUACAAAAAUGUGGAUGAAACGAUCCAGGUUAUUGAAAAUUGUCAUAAAGCUUGGCAAGCGUUAAUUAAUAAUUAUGAUAAUAUUGAUUAUACAGAUAAACCUUGGAUUAAUAAUAGUACGAAUAAUAUUGGUUUCAAUGUCAUUCAAGAUACUAGAUUACCGGAUGCUCCAAUUGACCCAAGUAUCAAUACAUGGUGUUAUUUGAAAUAG